AUGCAGAGCACCAGCAGCUACCCAGGACCUCCAACCGGGUUAAGUGCGUGCGGAGGAGAGGAGGAGGAGAUCUCGGAGCUGGUCAGCCCGACAGGAGCAGGCUCCAUCAUGCCAUCUUUUAACCUUUCCCUCAACUGCUGGCUUCACAUCCUCUCCAAGGAGUCCUCCAUGGAUCUGCAUGGAGAUACCGCCAACCUGUCUGUGCGCGUUCUCAUCGCUCUGGUCUACCUGGUGGUGUGUGUCCUGGGGCUUGUGGGUAAUCUCCUGGCCCUCUUCCUGCUCCACUCCCGUCGCCAUGGCCACCAUCACUCAGCCAUCGACUGCUUCGUGAUGAGCCUGACUGUCACAGACCUGCAGUUCGUCCUCACCCUGCCCUUUUGGGCCGUGGACACGGUGUUGGACUUCCGCUGGCCCUUUGGCCGGGUCAUGUGCAAGAUUGUGAGCUCGGUCACUACCAUGAACAUGUACGCCAGCGUUUUCUUCCUUACCGCCAUGAGUGUGACCCGUUACCACUCCCUGAUUACCUCCCUGAAGAUGGGCAGUCCUAAAGCUGCCACAGCUCGGGCCAAGUGGGCCAGCUCAGCCAUUUGGGUGGUGUCUCUGGUGGCCACGCUGCCACAUGCGAUCUACUCCACUACAGUUCAGGUGUCUGCAGAUGACGAGCUGUGCUUAGUUCGGUUUUCUGACUCUGACUCGGGACACUGGGACCCCCAAGUCUUGUUGGGGCUCUACCAAACGCAGAAGGUUCUACUGGGAUUUGUAGUCCCUCUGAUCAUCAUCAGUGUGUGCUACCUCCUCCUGUUGAGGUUCAUCCUAAGCCGGCGCAUCAUUGGCAGCUCUGUAGGCAGCGGCACCGAUAGGUCAGAGUAUGAGAGAGGACGCCACCGCUCCCGCUCCAAAGUCACCCGCUCGGUCACCAUCAUAGUCCUGUCCUUUUUCAUCUGCUGGCUGCCGAACCAGGCCCUCACCCUGUGGGGGGUGCUGAUCAAGUUUGACUUGGUGCCCUUCAGCAAAGCCUUCUACAACGCUCAGGCCUACGCCUUUCCCCUGACUGUGUGUCUCGCUCACGCUAACAGCUGCCUCAACCCGGUGCUCUACUGCCUGAUCCGCAAAGAGUACCGAGCCGGACUGAAGGAGCUUCUUCUGAGAGUUUCCCGGGCCGUCCAUAACGUUCUGUCUUUGGCUCUGAGAGGGAGAAGAGUGGAGGAGGCACCACCCAGCUCCGUCAUGAUACACAAAGACAUCAAUAUGUGAUUUAUUCUGGACGGUUUUGGAAAGACUAUUAUUAGCUUUCUUUUUGUACAGUGCAUAUAUUAAAAGCAACCAAAACAAAGAGCGUCCUGAUGCAUGCUCAAUAA
This is a messenger RNA of Nematolebias whitei (Rio pearlfish), 1358 nucleotides long. Its product is annotated as relaxin-3 receptor 1-like. Gene Ontology annotation, cellular component: membrane. The transcript has 3 exons. Bases 1 to 1254 code for a protein of 417 amino acids. Gene Ontology annotation, biological process: immune response; G protein-coupled receptor signaling pathway. NCBI's taxonomy places the organism in Eukaryota, Metazoa, Chordata, Actinopteri, Cyprinodontiformes, Rivulidae. Gene Ontology annotation, molecular function: G protein-coupled receptor activity. The record is from RefSeq and is a predicted model, not a curated record.